AUGCUAUGCCAAAUAUCUGAAGCCUGUGUGUCAGCGACAGAGAGCAACGUGGAGAAAUGCAGCAGCAUCUCUGAUGUGAGGUGGUCUGUGGAGCUCCAAAAGGAGCCUAUUCCUCCCUCACCCCUCCUCCCUCCCUCCUCCCUCACCCCUCCUCCCUCACCCCUCCUCCCUCCCUCCUCCCUCACCCCUCCUCCCUCACCCCUCCUCCCUCACCCCUCCUCCCUCCCUCCUCUCUCACCCCUCCUCCCUCCCUCCUCCCUCACCCCUCCUCCCUCACCCCUUCUCCCUCCCUCCUCUCUCACCCCUCCUCCCUCCCUCCUCCCUCACCCCUCCUCCCUCACCCCUCCUCCCUCCCUCCUCUCUCACCCCUCCUCCCUCCCUCCUCCCUCACCCCUCCUCCCUCCCCUCCUCUCUCACCCCUCCUCCCUCCCUCCUCUCUCACCCCUCCUCCCUCCCUCCUCCCUCACCCCUCCUCCCUCACCCCUCACCCCUCCUCCUUCACCCCUCCUCCCUUACCCCUCCUCCCUCACCCCUCCCCCUCCCUCACCGACCCUCUCCUUCUCCUUCUAUGACCAAUUCCUUGUCUUUGAUCUCAGCAGCACCCACUCCAGUCCUUAUCAGUGUCGUCCGCAGCGGAAAGUCUCCCCGUCCUUCGCACAGAUCGAUGGGCAGCAAACAUCCACGUUUCCUCUGAGAGAAAGUGCAUCGAGGAGCGGCGUCCUGAGCCGCGAGCACGAAGACCCAACAAAUGACUCUCAUCAUCGUAAACUUUCCCAUUUGCUCCACGACCUCAGCUCAGAGCUCGCCCUGGUCCACGACCUCAGCUCAGAGCUCGCCCUGGUCCCCGACCUCAGCUCAGAGCUCGCCCUGGUCCACGACCUCAGCUCUCAGAGCUCGCCCUGGUCCACGACCUCAGCUCAGAGCUCGCCCUGGUCCACGACCUCAGCUCUCAGAGCUCGCCCUGGUCCACGACCUCAGCUCUCAGAGCUCGCCCUGGUCCACAACCUCAGCUCUCAGAGCUCGCCCUGGUCCACAACCUCAGCUCUCAGAGCUCGCCCUGGUCCACGACCUCAGCUCUCAGAGCUCGCCCUGGUCCACGACCUCAGCUCAGAGCUCGCCCUGGUCCACGACCUCAGCUCUCAGAGCUCGCCCUGGUCCACGACCUCAGCUCUCAGAGCUCGCCCUGGUCCACGACCUCAGCUCUCAGAGCUCGCCCUGGUCCACGACCUCAGCUCUCAGAGCUCGCCCUGGUCCACGACCUCAGCUCUCAGAGCUCGCCCUGGUCCACGACCUCAGCUCUCAGAGCUCGCCCUGGUCCACGACCUCAGCUCUCAGAGCUCGCCCUGGUCCACGACCUCAGCUCUCAGAGCUCGAGCUCUCAGAGCUCGCCCUGGUCCACGACCUCAGCUCAGAGCUCGCCCUGGUCCCUGA
This is a messenger RNA of Knipowitschia caucasica, 1431 nucleotides long. Lineage: Eukaryota; Metazoa; Chordata; Actinopteri; Gobiiformes; Gobiidae. The record is from the annotation of a GenBank genome assembly.